Messenger RNA from Belonocnema kinseyi, 1388 nucleotides. Its product is annotated as regucalcin-like. Gene Ontology annotation, biological process: L-ascorbic acid biosynthetic process. The record is from RefSeq and is a predicted model, not a curated record. Lineage: Eukaryota; Metazoa; Arthropoda; Insecta; Hymenoptera; Cynipidae. The coding region runs from base 132 to 1388 and encodes 418 amino acids. The transcript is spliced from 6 exons. Gene Ontology annotation, molecular function: gluconolactonase activity; calcium ion binding.
AAAAAUAGAAGGGAUUAUUACUUAGACUUGCCACCUUUCUUUGCAAUACCAGAGAGUAUAAAUUCCAAAUGAAUUUCCUGCUGUUCACAGUUCUCACGAAAAAAAUUCAUCAGAAAGUUUUCUUGUGAACGAUGAGAAUGCUUCUUUUGAUUUGCGCUUUUAGCGCAAUUUUUUAUUCAGUAAUUUGUCGACCAAGCUCAGAAUACGGCUGGUCAUACGGCGGCCAACCCAGCUUUCCUUACGGCGGUCAACCCAGCUUUCCUUACGGCGGACAACCUAGCUUUCCACACUUCUCGACACCCGCCUUGACACAGUGGCGGGAAACAGUUGUCGAAGAAUCUGGACAUUCAGAGGUUGCCUUCUUUCGUGGGAACCAACUCUUCUUCAUAGACACCUAUCAACAGAAACUCUGUUCCUUUCAUACAACGGAUCGAAAAACAUAUUGCGCUCAUAUAGGCCAAGGUGUCCUUUCUUUUGCGGCUCCUGUUAAAUCACACCCCAAAAUAUUUGUAGUGGGUUGCGGUUCAAAUAUUUUACUCAUCAAAUGGGAUAGUUCCAAAGAUGCGACUUCCGUUCGUCAUUACACAUUAACAUCAGCGCACCAGCCUCCUCAAGACCCUCUUCCCCGAGGUAGCAGAGUGGGUUAUGGAACUGUCGAUUACAAGGAAAGACUAUGGUUUGUGACCACGAACGAUAAUCUGAACUAUCAUGCAGCGAAUUGGGGAACUGUGUACUGUAUGGAUCAGAACGCGGGUAUAGAAAAGAAAAUUUCGCUACUGCCUUCAGUCACUGGGGGAUUCGUCUGGGACGUUCCUCGCGGUAAACCAAAAAAACGACGUUCACCGCCUCACAAAUUCUAUUACGCUGAUACUCUAAACCAUGAUAUCAUAGACUACAAUCAUUGGCUGCAAAAUGGAGAGAUUGAAAGAACUGGAGUAGUGCACAGCUUGCCAAAACAUCAAGUACCCGGCGAUCCUGGUCGUAUUGCAAUUGACUCAAACGGUUAUCUCUGGGUGCCUCUUAUAGGAAGCCAUAGAGUCAUUCAAUAUGAUCCAUUUCAAGAAAAGGUGCUUCAGACUAUUCUCAUACCUGCAGCUAAAGUCGGAGCAUGCAUUUUUGGAGGUAGUCUUUUAUAUGUAUCAACAAUAGGAUACGGAGAAAAUAAAUAUCGUCCACCAGGCGAUGAAGGUGGUUAUAUUUACGCUAUCCACAACCUGGGUGUGACGGGACUGCUCACAAGAGAGUACCACUUGCAUAAGGAUAUAAUAUUCAGGGCCUCUGCAUCAUUGGAAGAGAUCUCUUACAAGCGAAGUGGACGGAAACCCAAGGCCGCUCUUGGUAAGGGGAGUUCCUCCGAUAUGGAUUUGAAUCGCUCAUUAGCUGACUAA